Messenger RNA from Tricharina praecox, 1297 nucleotides. Its product is annotated as uracil phosphoribosyltransferase-domain-containing protein. The coding region runs from base 327 to 1013 and encodes 228 amino acids. Lineage: Eukaryota; Fungi; Ascomycota; Pezizomycetes; Pezizales; Pyronemataceae. The transcript is spliced from 4 exons. The record is from RefSeq and is a predicted model, not a curated record.
CCCCGCCUUCGGCUUGUGCCGGCGGUGCCUAUCUGGCUCUCCGCCAUCUGGAUUCUGUGGUUCGGCAGCGGCACCACGAGUCGGGUUAAAGCUCAGAGAGCUGAAACCGAAGCUAGGCGCAUAAGGUCCCGUGGGGCCUCACACCUCUGUGUGUGCUGUCACUCAACCCUCCACUCCCUUCAACCCACCAAUCCUCUUCUAUCACCUCCUCCUCCCUUUCCACAUCCUUCGUCCUCGCCAUCAUCAAAACAAUCAUCAUCACCAACCCAACUACCACAACAAUUCCAAUUCCCACCCCGUCGGUCCUACACAUAAUCCCACCCAGCAUGUCUUUGCCCGCAAAUGUAACCGUCAGCAGCCAUCCCUGUCUCCUGGCGAAGCUCUCGCAGCUCCGCUCGGCGAGCACCUCGCCCAAGGAGACCAAAGCUUUAGUUCACGAAUUGUCCAUCCUUCUCGGAUCAGAGGCGUUGAGCAAGGUUCUCACCACCACAGUCGACGGCACGGAUGUAUCCCCCCUGGGUGUCAGCUUCGAUGUUUACAAGACCAAUCCCUCGCGCAUCGUCCUGGUCCCCAUUCUCCGUAGCGGAUUGGGAAUGGUUGAAGCCCUUCAGACCAUCCUCCCGGUGCCAGUGCCAGUACACCACCUCGGACUGUUCCGCGAGAAGACCUCGUUGCAGCCCGUCGAGUACUACAACAAUCUCCCGACCCGCGUAACGCCUACCACCGGUGAUGCUGGUCCCUGUGAUCUCGCUAUCGUUGUCGAUCCCGUCAUCGCCACUGGCGGCACGGCGGAGGCUGCGAUACAGACCCUCAAGGAGUGGGGUGUUCCCAAGAUCUUGGUGCUUAGCAUUCUGGGCAGCACCGAAGGUGUUACCAGGGCCGCGAAUGAAGCUGAAGGUGUCGAGAUCUUCGUUGGUGCCGUGGACAAGGAGUUAGGAGGGGUUGGUGGUGGCAUGAUUGUUCCUGGAGUUGGCGACAUAGGAGAUCGCCUCUUCCUUACGAUUGGCAAAUAAGCACUAUACCCGCAUCGUUUUACAAUUGGCGCCUACAGGAGACGAGUCAUUCUCAGCUGGAUACCUGCUCUGUUACCGGUUGGGAUUUGUUUCUGGCAGGGGGGAAGAGGAGGGGGGCGUUUCCUUCUUACUCUUUGUAUUGGUGAAAUUUCCUGCAUUCCACAUGAUACCUUACCAGGCGGGGCGCCACAGCAUUCCAUCGUUCAUUCCUCGGCAUUUUCUGUGGCUUUAUUAUGUCCCACACGUGUCUAACGCCCUUCCUGAAGACGGCGGCAGUUUCAGCC